UCAGUCAAUCACCAGUCGCACAACGUACAAUAUCUUUCCCUACGUAUUCGGGCGUCCUUGUUUAACAAAUAAGUAGAAAAUCGCCUUGAUGAUAAUGUGUUUAUUAUCAUCAUGAUAAUGCGGAAGAGAAAAAGUAACGACUUCUUAAACAGUAACAAUUUCUUUUAACUUAUUUAUUUGUUUACUUAGUGUGAUUUUAUUUAAUGUUCGAGAAUUUAUAGUGUGAUUCGUCUGUGAUAUUUUUUUGUUUUAAAGGUUUUAAAUUUUUUUGAAUUUCGCGCCAAGAUGAUCGAUAAGGAAAAACAGUUGAAGAAACUCCCUUACCCAAAAUCAGUAUUUUUCAUUGUGAGCAAUGAGUUCUGUGAGAGGUUUUCUUACUAUGGAAUGCGAACAAUUCUCAUCCUCUACCUCACGGACAUCCUCAGAUACACAGAGUCUACGGCCAAAAUCCUCUACCACACCUUUACAAUGUUCGUCUACUUUUUCCCACUUAUUGGUGCAAUUGUUUCCGACAGCUGGCUAGGCAAAUUCCGUACAAUUCUCUACGUGUCAAUGAUCUACGCGUGCGGUAGCAUCCUCUUGGCCUUAACCGCUGUAGACCCGUUACAGAUACCGCAAGAACCUUUUACGAUAGUCGCUUUGCUUCUAAUUGCUGUGGGUACGGGAGGGAUUAAGCCUUGUGUAGCUGCUUUUGGCGGUGACCAGUUCGUUCUACCUCAACAAGAGUUUCAACUCGCCACCUUUUUCUCCCUCUUCUACUUCUCCAUUAACGCCGGCAGUCUGAUUUCAACGUUCCUAACACCGAUCUUGAGAAAUGAUGUUGAGUGUUUUGAUAACAGUAGUUGCUAUCCAUUGGCUUUCGCUGUUCCGGGAGUUUUGAUGGUUAUUUCCAUCGCUAUAUUUGCCGUCGGUAAGCCUUUAUACAAGAUCAAGAAGCCUAAAGGAAACGUGUUUGUCAACGUUGUACAAUGCAUGUCGUAUGCUGUAAAAAAUCGGAAAAAUGGUCCACCGGUUGACCAUUGGUUGGAUCGAUCUGAGUCAGAAUAUGGGGCUAAAUUAGUCAGUGAUAUUAAAGCAUUAUUAAAGGUGCUGCUUCUGUACAUUCCUCUUCCGAUUUUCUGGGCCUUGUACGACCAACAAGGCUCCGGAUGGACGUUCCAGGCCGUCAGAAUGGACGGAAACAUUGGAUUUUACACGAUUCUACCUGAUCAAAUGCAGGUAGUAAACCCUCUUCUGAUCCUAGCCUUCAUCCCUUUAUUUACUUACAUAAUAUACCCACUACUUGCCAAAUGCCACCUACUAAAAACACCUCUCCAACGAAUGUGCUGCGGAGGUUUUUUGGCAGCAGCAGCUUUUGCAGUGUCCGCUUGUGUGUCCAUUGCUUUAGAAAGCACCUAUCCUGUUCUGCCAUCUAGCGGAGAAGCUCAAAUCAGGAUCUAUGAUACUACUUCUUGCAACUAUCAAUUUACGCGUGAUGGAAAUAACGUUGGCACCCUCACAGACGGUUAUUACGAAGAUAAAUAUCUCAGUAUUAGCAGUAAAACCCAACUGGUUAAUUUUGCGUUCACAUCUUCUGCUUGUGAAAACUAUGAUGUACCUUUAACCAUGACAGAAGCAACCGCAUAUGGAAUAUUUUUACACGAUAAGGGUGCUGAAACAUACGUAGAUUCUGUAACUAAGAGUGAAGACGGAUAUCCCUUAGUAAGAACAUUAGUCAGCGAUAAAUCUGCAGUAAACUACUCAUAUUCUGAUGGUGACCAUAAUUUAAUGGUGGAAGCAGGAAACUUCACAAUAAAGAAACUUUCAUACGUUGGUACUUACACUAUUGAUAUUCUAGACGGCAAAGAAGUCGAGUUUAAGCUUGGAGGAACUUAUACUGUCCUUAUAAACGCGAAAGAGAAAACGAUGUCCUCCAUAAUAGUCACCCAACCAAAUAGCGUUCACAUUCUAUGGCUUCUACCUCAAUAUUUCAUCAUCACCGCCGCUGAGAUCAUGUUCUCCAUCACUGGUUUGGAGUUUUCGUAUUCGCAAGCUCCAGUUUCUAUGAAGUCAGUGCUACAAGCGUGCUUUUUACUAACUACAGCCAUAGGAAACCUUAUCAUUGUGUUGAUCGAGUCUGCAAGCAUAUUCACACUUCAGUCUAAUGAUUUCUUCUUGUACACCGGGCUUAUGGUGGGCGACAUGCUUAUUUUCAUGUGGCUGGCAGUACGUUACAAGUACGUAUCCGACGAGGAUAGCAGCAUAGCAGAAGAUACGGUGCUGGAGCCCGACAAUAAAAAAAGCACGAAUGGGGGUCUGGACAACCCCUCGUUUGAAAAGAGUAACUGAGAUAUUAUUUAAAAAAGUAUUAUAUACGAGAUUUAAAUAUAUGUAUAGGGUAGUAUUAUUCGUUGGAAAGAUCUGGGAUUCCAUCUUAUACUCGUAAGUUAAUACCUUAACCACCACGACCAACAGUAUUUACAGGAAUUAAGGUUUUAUAUAUACCAAAAAAAUACAAUCUUUUUCUAUAAAAUGCAACAUUUUGAUGAUGCUAAUAGGUACUAAAUGAAUUGGUAAAGGGACAUGCACAUGUCCAGCAACAUUAAUUUGAUUCCAAAAGGGAUCUUAAAAUAGAUAUUUUUUUAAUUUUAUUUAUUACAAUUACUUGGUAAUAAAUUUAUAAUUUUUUCAUUCAUUUAUAAAUAAUUUAAGAUUCUUUUUGGACUAUUAAAUAUUAAUAAAAUAACAAAUUAUUUUGUUUCUAGUCUUUGGUGUUAUUGUUAAAAAAAUUAAAAUUUUUAGGUUUUUUUAACUAAACUCUUAAACCGUUUUAUAUUAUAUACAUUUAAUUUUUUUACUAAAUUUAAGGCAGUAUGUACAUAUUAUAUAUUAAGUAGUAAGCAAUGUACUAUAUAUGUGAUAAUUGGAUUUGUUUUUAGAGAAAUAAAAAUUAUACCUACUUGUAUAUUUUAUUGUGUA
Molecule: messenger RNA, 2958 nt
Organism: Anthonomus grandis grandis
Lineage: Eukaryota; Metazoa; Arthropoda; Insecta; Coleoptera; Curculionidae
Product: peptide transporter family 1-like
Exons: 12
Coding region: 286-2328 (680 amino acids)
Biological process (GO): transmembrane transport; oligopeptide transport
Cellular component (GO): membrane
Molecular function (GO): dipeptide transmembrane transporter activity
Source: RefSeq, a predicted model, not a curated record